AUUCUCUCCUUGUAGUAUGUAUAUUACACAAUCACUUCCACUGGCCAUUGACAUUUCAUGCAUCUUGUGUCAGUUGUAAACUUUUACUAAGAAGCAGCAGGUGUAUCUCAUGGCAAAACACCCCGUGCAGCUAUUCGAUUGUCAUUUUACACAACAAAUGAGAAAUUGAGAGCUUUGUUUUUGCCUUUUGGCGAGCUUAAAGAAACAAGGCUUUUGAUAGAUCCUAGAACUCAGAGACCCAAAGGAUAUGGAUUUGUGACAUUUGACUCUGAAACUGAUGCCCAUAGUGCUCUUAAGGCUUUGAAUUGAAAGGGGUGGUUUCUGCGGUUUCAAAAUACGGAGAUUGGGGUCAGAGAUCUUGAUCUUAUUCAAGAGAGGAUGAUUAUCAACGGUUUUUGCCAUUUUUCUACAGGAGGUUUUGGAUGAUUGGCAAAAUCAAUUUGUUUGUCCAAAAGUGGACGCCGGAUCAUUUACCAUCUAAAGAUUGCCCGGUGGCACUGGUUUGUGUGGAGAUUCGUAACAUUCAUCUGCAUUUAUCAGAUCAAAAGGUUCUAUACACCAUUGGGUCUAGAUUAGGGAAGCCAAUGAAAUUGGAUCUCAAUACUGUAUGGGGGGUCAAGCCUGACUCUGCUAGGAUUUCCGUAGAAAUGGAUGUCUCCAUUGCUAGACCUCCACGUAUACAUAAAAUAUGGAAAAAUAGUCUCAUGGGGAAGGCUUCACCUAGUGAGACAGUGAUAAAUGGGGCAGAUAGACGACAAGAUGUGCAUAAUGAUGGUCGGGAAAUAGUUAGAAGAUGGUUUAAAGAUGAUAAGGAUUGUAAGACCAAAUUUGCAGUGUUGGGGGAAUGCAAGGAAGUUCUAACUGAUAAAGAGGGAGGUUCCAGUAAAGAAAACUAUGAUAAAGCUUUUCCAUUAAUGGACAUGGUCCAGCCAGUUCACCUACCUUCAUAUAGGGACAUCCAUCAACAAAAAUUUGAUGUAUCUGAGUAGGUGAACAGAGAUGCGGGGGGGGGGGGUGGAUUUCUAAGUCAGGUUCUGGAAGAAAAUCAGAUCACAGGUAAUGUGGGCAUCAUACCUUGUGAGAAUCCUGUGAAUAUACAAGGCUUGGAAGAGGAGACAAAUGUGAAUUUGAUGACAAUUCAUAGAAGGUUUCUCCCGAAAUAUCUCCCGAAAAUGUUUUGAUAAAUCUGUGUUUGAGCCAUUAAAAAUGAUUUUAGCAGAUGCCCUAAUUUCUCAAUAACUAUACCCAAAAAUACCGGAAGAACACAGAAUUGCUCUACAUUGGGGGUUACAACUAGGGGUAUGCUGGAAAGAGGAGUAAGCAAAAAUCCUUUAAAAUGAAAAUUUUGUUUUGGAAUGUCUAUGGGGUAUCUUCUUUCCUCAUCACACUUAUUACACUGAGGAGUUUUGGUCUGGAUUUUAUGAGUACUAUGGAGCCUAUGGUAAAAGUACAGAAAAGGGAUGUCUUUAGAAUGAAAAUUGGGUUUACUA
This is a messenger RNA of Cuscuta campestris, 1490 nucleotides long. NCBI's taxonomy places the organism in Eukaryota, Viridiplantae, Streptophyta, Magnoliopsida, Solanales, Convolvulaceae. The record is from the annotation of a GenBank genome assembly.